AUGGACAUCCAGUCGGAGAACCGUGAGACCAGUCCCGAGCAACUUCUCCAAAGCAGACUCCAGCUGCCGCGGCUCAAGCCCAUCCGCCCCUCGGCACUGUAUCUCAAGGACCCGGCCGCUGUUCGGAGUAGCCCAAUGCUCCAGGCUCCGAACGAGCCACCCUCGCCCAAGAUGACCUCGGCAAGCGAGCGAACGUCGCCUGUCCGCCCCGAGCUUCCUCCCCUGGUGGCACUCGACCGAUACGCCCGAAGCAAGAGCCUGCAGGGCUCCAAGUUCCAGUUGUCGAACCCAACAGGCCACAGCAAGCUCACUCGCAAGGUCAGCGGCGAUCACGGGUUGACAGUCAGGAAGAGCAUGGAGCGGAUCCACGAGCACCGAGUGGGCCUCAGCAACCUCGACCUUGAAGGCAUUCUCCACGGCCGAUAUCACAACAAGCCCAACAGGAUCCUCAAGAACGCCAACCUCCAGGGCAAGGGUGCCAGCGUCCCAAAGCUGAGUCUGCAGUCUAUCGAGAGCCGGCCGCCGGCCACGACCAAGUCUGUUGCCAAGACCGAGGCCGAGACCGGUGCCGGUCGCUCCACCAAGCAGCACUUGCGAACGGUCUCGACACAGUUUCUGAGGGACGUCGAGCAGAUUGUGUCUCCCACGUCGCUGCUGCACUUUGGCGAGGCCGAUCGGGAGCAGGACUACGAGCAGGGGCGGCAAGACUCGGCCAUGUUGUCCCCAGAACGACGCAACGCCAACCCUCUGUCCAUGCCAGCCGACCCGGCCGAUGAGGCCGACUACCUCCGACAGAUGCGGCGGGCCUCGAAAGAGUCGUCGCUGUCGGCGGUGCUGCCCCCGCGGUCGAGACAAGCAUCGUUCGAAACCGAGGAGCGGCUGUCGAUGCACGGCAAAGGGCAUGGACACCCGAUCGAAACCGACUGGGUUGGGCGCUGGAAAUGGACCGUGGGAACGGUCCUGUGCUUGUUGCGGUGGGUUGCGGCAGUCAGUCCCUUCUCUGCGAAUCCCGCCUCGAUCGAAGAGCUUCUGCAGCGGUGUGUCGCUGCUCACCAGGCAAGUGUCCCGGAUCGGCCGGAGGAAUGCCCCGAUGGCCCCGAGCAGCUGGCCGUCGUCGCCGAUUCGUACAUCCAGCAAUGCAAGACGGCAGCACGGAUCCGGUGUUUGUUGGAGGCCCCACGAGAAUACCAGCCCCGAGGUCGGCUUGCCGAGCUCCAGAAGCUGAUGCAGACGCUGCCGGCAUUCGCCUGUCUGCCAAACUCGACGCAGCACACGAUUCUGGAACUCAUGGAGUUUGUCCACGUCGACCGAGACACCCGCAUCAUCGCCAAGGACCAGGACGCAACGCAGCUGUACUUUGUCCUGAACGGCGUCUGUGCAAUCACCCACUCAGCCGACCGGCCCUAUGUCGACGACGCCCCGAUCGAAUACCGCGCCGGCGAUGCCGUUGGAGAAUUCGCCAUGUCGAUCCGGCGAGAAAGGCGGCGGACGACGGUCCAGAGCCGCACAGCCGUCGACAUGGUUGCGGUGCAGAUCCCCGAGUUUAUCGCCGCUUUCACGGACACGAACAGCGUCAGCGUCCUCGAGCGAGUCUCGCAGACUGCGGACAAGUUGCGGUCGAUGCAGGCCCUGCAGCAAUGUCAUCCGCUCAUGCUCCGGAAGCUGGCGCUGGUCUCGCAGGUGGUGACGAUCGAGUCGCCCGGACAGGUGGUGGUGCAGUGCGGCCUCGAGGCUCGCAACAAGCUGUAUUUCAUCACCAAGGGCCAGUGCAAGGGCCAGCGCUGGGUGCCGUUUGUUCGCUCCAAGCCAAAGGGCAGCGGCAGCCAAAAACAAGCUACGGCCGGUCCGCUGCGGCCGUUCUACUGCAACCAGAAGGUGCCCGACAACGAAGAGCUGAUGUUUGAGAACCUGUCGUUUGGCAACCUGCAGGCUGGCGAGCACUUUCCUCGGCUGGUGGUGCUGCAGUCCGAGCUCAACCCUCUGCGGACGCAAGGCAUCGCCAAGUCCAAGAUAACAUUUGCCCUCAACACCCUGCUAUCACUCCGGACGCAGUCGCAGAGCUUCUUGCGGCUGCUGAACGACACGGGACCGAUGUCCUCAAGCAUUCCUUCGGCCAUGCCCGAGACCGAGGAGACAUUUGCCGGGCUGGACAUGUCUUUUGUGUCGCUGCAGCGAGUGGAGCUGAUCCAGAUCGACCGCCUCGACUUGCUCAACAUUGCGGACGAGGAGACCAUCUAUAGCCUGCUGGAGAACAAGGGAUGUCUCGGCACACCGCUCGAGACCCUUCAGAUGGAGUUCACCAAGAAGCUCGCCUGGGAAGAGAUUCGCCGGGAAGCCGGGCAUUCGGAGCAUCUGCUGGUAUGA
This is a messenger RNA of Polychytrium aggregatum, 2364 nucleotides long. RefSeq lists its product as uncharacterized. The coding region runs from base 1 to 2364 and encodes 787 amino acids. NCBI's taxonomy places the organism in Eukaryota, Fungi, Chytridiomycota, Chytridiomycetes, Polychytriales. The transcript has a single exon. The record is from RefSeq and is a predicted model, not a curated record.